AUGAAAGUGAAUCCAAAAGUCCCCAUGAACGUCGACGACAAGUUGACAGCUCGAUUAGUUAGAGACUCGCUUGUUAUUACACACUCUACAACGCUCAAGCAGCGGAGACAACGUGGACCGUGCAAGCAUCCGAAUGUAGGCGGUUCACUCCCAGGGAUAGCAGAGUUAAAGAGCGUGUUUGCCAUCGUUGUGAUGGACGCAAUCACGACUCUGAAAAGUGUUGGUACAAGAGCACCACUUGCCGGGUUUGCGACGUUAGAGGCCAUAUCGUCAAAGCUUGCAGGAAACGGAAGCAAUCUGGCCAGAAGUAUCAAGCGAGAUAAGGCUCGGAAUUUCAGAACCGCAAGCAAGCAUCGAAGUCGACGAAACCCAGCCACCAAACGAAUCAAGUCGAAGAAGACGACGAGGGUUGACAGACCGACUAGCCCACGGAAGACGCUGGGUACCAAUUAUACUAAGAGAUACCCCCAAUUGUUUCAGAAGGGAGUUGGAACACUGAACGGAUACCAAGCACGCAUGACACUAAGAAAGGAUGCACUGCCAAAGUUCCAUAGACCGCGACCGGUACCCUACCCCUUACACAGUAAAGUAGAGGAAGAACUGGACCGUUUGCAACAGAAGGGAAUAAUUCGACAAAUUAACAGAAGCGAGUGGGCAUCACCUAUUGUAAUUGUAAGGAAGGCUGACGGGUCAAUACGGGUAUGUGGUGAUUACAAAGUUAGUGUGAACCCUUACCAAGAGACGGAAUGCUACCCAAUGCCUAAUCCGCAAGACCUGUUUACAACCUUAGCAGGGAGAAGAGUCUUUACUCGUUUAGACAUGAAACAGGCAUACCAACAAAUGAAGAUUAGCCCAGACUCUCAGGCAUACUUGACAAUCAAUACUGGCAGGGGACUCUUUGUGUAUACAAGGAUGCCGUUUGGAAUCACAUUUGCACCUGCUAUUUGGCAAAAGGCCAUGGGUGAAAUUUUAGCAGGCAUUCCAGGAUGCAUAUGCUACUUAGAUGACAUACUGGUAGUAGGAGGUAGCCAGGAGGAACAUGACCAGCGGUUAGACAUUGUGUUGGACCGACUGAAUAAGAGAGGUAUUCGACUAAAGAAGAGAAGUGCACAUUCAACACUUCCGAAGUGGAGUAUUUGGGGGCACCUAAUUAGCGAGAAGGGGCUCAGACUAUUGGAGAGUAAGUAUCAAGAAAUUAGAGAGGCUUCCCAACCACAGAAUGUAACUCAAUUAAAGUCAUACUUGGGUUUACGCAACUACUAUGGUCGAUUUUUACCGAAUAUCUUAACUACCCUCCAACCUUUGUACAAACUACUUCAGAAGUCUACGCCAUGGAUUUGGAAGAAAUCACAACAAGAAGCUUUUGAAAAAAGCAAAGAGAAACUAUUGAAUUCGAGCUGCCUGAUGCAUUACGAUUUGGCGAAACCAUUACGACUCAAGUGUGACGCCUCGCCAGAAGGAUUUGGGGCUUGUUUAUGCCAGAUGGAACUGAACAACCAAUUGUAUUCACAUCCAGAACAUUGUCUUCAACUGAAAGAGUUUACUCUCGGAAUAAACAAUCAAGAAGCGGACAUGCUCUCCAGACUUCCACUGCCUGUGGAAGCGAUUGAUCCUAACGAAAUUACGUACCAUAUAAAUUACUUGGACACUUUGCCAGUUACAGCAGACCAAGUGAAACAAGCCACGGCCAAGGAUCCUAUCCUUAGCAGAGUAUUGAAGUAUACUCUUGAGGGAUGGCCAACCAAUGGGUCGCCUGAACUACACAUUUAUGCCAAGAGGUCAACCGAGUUAUCUAUUACCGUGGGAUGUCUAAUAUAUGGAGGAAGAGUAGUGAUUCCAUAUUCACUACAAAAACAAGUAUUGUCUGAACUACACACAGGACAUAUAGGAAUGGUGCGAAUGAAGGCGACGGCUAGAAGUUUUGUGUGGUGGCCUGCCUUGGACAGAGAUGUUGAGAGAAUAGUCAGAUCAUGUUCCACGUGUCAGGAACAACGCAAUAAACCUGCAAUUUCAACGCCAACUCAUCCUUGGAUAUACCCGGAAGGUCUUUGGGAACGUGUUCACGCAGACUUUGCGGAGUACGGAGGAAGACACUACUUAUUGUUAGUAGAUGCGUUUUCAAAGUGGCCAGAGGUCCAUGAAUUACACAAGAAUACUACUGCUUGCCAGACAGUAGAAUGUAUGAGAAGAACAUUUGCAACUCAUGGAAAACCAUAUUGUAUGGUAACUGACAAUGGACCUCAAUUCCUAUCAGAGGAGUUUAGUGAAUUCAUGCGCUCAAUUGGCAUCCACCAGCAACGUACCCCACCAUAUCACCCAUCCACGAAUGGACAGGUGGAGAGGAUGGUACAGGAAUUAAAGAAAAGCUUGAAGUCUAAGCCAUUGGAGCGAACAUGGAGUCACCAAGUGUCAUUGUUCUUACUUCAUUAUCUGACUACCCCACACGGGACGACUGGAAAGAUUCCGGCUGAGUUGCUGAUGAAACGUUCUCUUAGGACGAGACUGAGUCUGUUGAAACCGGAAGCUGGGGAAAAGAUACGAGAUCAUCAAAGAGAAGAAUUUAACCAGGCUACAACCAAUGUAAGAGAAAUGGGUCCAGGAGACACCGUUUCUGUCUGGACUCCAAGAAGGGAUGGUCGAAGCAAAUGGCUCGCAGGAAGAGUGACACAACGACUGGGACCAACAUCUUAUUUGGUAAAUGUAGACGGACACAUAAGAUACGUGCAUAUUGAUCACUUGAUAACAAGAGAUGCGACCAACACACAAGUGAUUCUGCCAGAAGAACCGGAUAUCUUGCCAGCUACAGUUGUACCAGAUUCAUCAGGACCCGUGUUAGAAGAUCCUACACUUCCAACAAGUACACUUACACCUACGGAGACUAAAGAUCCAGUCACAGACAAUGGAGCAACUGAACCUCAGAAGGAAAUCAGUCAAAGGAGAUAUCCAACUCGAGAGAACAGACAGCUAUCUCUCAGGUAUCGCAAAAACUAA
Corticium candelabrum is the source of this 2991-nucleotide messenger RNA. RefSeq lists its product as uncharacterized. The transcript is spliced from 4 exons. Gene Ontology annotation, biological process: DNA integration. Gene Ontology annotation, molecular function: nucleic acid binding. The record is from RefSeq and is a predicted model, not a curated record. Lineage: Eukaryota; Metazoa; Porifera; Homoscleromorpha; Homosclerophorida; Plakinidae. The coding region runs from base 1 to 2991 and encodes 996 amino acids.